ACUGCAUGAUGAUAUAUCAGGAAAGCGAAGGAUUCCGGAUUGAGUGUGUAAAUUUAAUAACAAUUCAGCGAUGACUCGGUUCAUGUACAUGUAUUUAUAAAGCAGCACAAAAUGAUGCCAGAUUCCACUCAGACAGGAGAGAAAAAGGCAAAGAAACGGAAAAGUGGCAAGAAAAAUGAGAAACCUGUAAAGAAGAAAAAGCUAGCUAGCAAAAAAACAAAGAAAGGCAGCCCUUCAAAUGAGGCUGAAGCCAUACUAAACAGCGACAAUGAGUAUGACUCUGAUUUAAAUCCAGAGAAAGAACUCAAACCCAUUGGUGGGUACAUUAAAAACAGAGAAGAAAUGCUGAAACAUGUGUUUAAAUGUGUAGGUGGGGAGAAGCUGCAAAGUAUGUUGCUGAUAUCCUCAAGACUAGAUUAUACUCUGGUAGACUGGACUAUAUUCUGGUACACUGAACUACAAUCUGGUAGACUGAACUAUAUUCUGAAUUGUCCAUUGGCAGAACUUAAGACUUUGUGCUUAGACCAGUUAGAAGUCAUGUCCAAGAAGCGAAUCCGAUGUGUUCUGGAUGGCCAGGAAAUGACGUCGUCUUCAGGAACAGAUGAUUCGUCGUCAGAGGAUGAACAUAAAUGUAAGGUUGAAGGUGAAGGAGUCAAGAAAUCAAAAUCUGAAAAAGAUAAAGAUGGAGGUAAUGUAAUGGAUGAUAGUGAGUUUAAAUCAGAAGAGGCAGUUGUUAAGGGGGAGAGUUUUGUCAGUUGUCAUAGUGAUAGUGAUCCAAAUGAUGGCAGAGAUGACGGUAUAGUGGAUUCAACAACGGAUCAAAGAGAACAACUGAAUGAAAAGGAUGAUGUUCUGGAAAUGGCUCUGAGUUUGUCCCCACAGCACUCUGGGGAAUCAGAUAGUCUUUUUAAUGAUGAUGUGGAUGAGGAGGAUAGGGCUAGUAUCCAUGGUGAUAGUAACCAGGAAGUGAUGGAUGAACAAAUUGUGUGCAACCUGAAAGGUGAGAAUAUAGAUGAAAAAUGCCCAGAGGUUGGGGCUGUCGUGGAUUUAGAUGCACCAAGUGAUUUGGAAAGCAUUCAAUUGAAUGUUCCAGCAAGAGGAGAUAAAGGCACACAUGAGAAUAGAGUAACAGGAUCCGGAGUGAAUAAGCAGCCAAUUGUACACAGUAAGCUGGAGAUAUUAGAAUUGGAAAUGAGAGCAAGGGCAAUAAGAUCAUUAAUGAAAGCCAAUGAAAAGAGGGAAACUGUUCUGAAGCAAAUCAAACUACAAAGAUCACAGACGAACAUUUUAUAAUUAUUAUAGUCUCAUGACCAUGAACCUCAGUGUGUGAGAGGUAUCAUUGUCUAUUGGAUUACUUGCACAGCAUCAUACUGUAAUAUUCAAUAAGGUAAGAAAAUUGUUUGUGUAGGUACCCAAUGCCAAAACACAGAAAACAA
Molecule: messenger RNA, 1436 nt
Organism: Saccoglossus kowalevskii
Lineage: Eukaryota; Metazoa; Hemichordata; Enteropneusta; Harrimaniidae
Product: caspase activity and apoptosis inhibitor 1-like
Biological process (GO): regulation of apoptotic process
Source: RefSeq, a predicted model, not a curated record